Molecule: messenger RNA, 6920 nt
Organism: Pseudovirgaria hyperparasitica
Lineage: Eukaryota; Fungi; Ascomycota; Dothideomycetes; Acrospermales; Acrospermaceae
Product: pre-mRNA splicing helicase-like protein
Exons: 1
Coding region: 98-6766 (2222 amino acids)
Cellular component (GO): nucleus
Molecular function (GO): ATP binding; nucleic acid binding
Source: RefSeq, a predicted model, not a curated record
UAAAGAGGCAACAGCCCACAUCUCUCCCCACUACCUUAUACCACCUUUCCUUCGCCUUGUCCCGCGAUCAUAUCGAUCGCAAUCGGUAAUCUUCAAGAUGGCGAACAAAGGGCAAAAUGAUCUGUCCCAAUUCAAGUAUGCGGCCAUGUCCAAUUUGGUCCUCCAAGCGGACCGUCGAUUCGUGUCGCGCCGGGGUGACGAAAACACUGGUGAUCCGGAAUCACUUGCCGGACGCAUAACGAUACAUGACAUGGGACAGCGUGGAGCGCGUGAAGAUGCGCCGAAGCAAAAGGUUGACCGUGCGAACAUACAAGAAGACGAAAGCAUAUUGCGACAGCAGAAGAAGCGAAAACGCGGUGAAGCUGAAGACCUCCGUGGUCAGCCUGUGCUGGGCCAGUCGGACUUCUUAGUUGAAGGUCUGAAAUAUAAACCUAGGACGCCCGCCACGCGAUCUACAUAUGCCUUGAUUACAACUAUAGUGGGAAGAGCUUUGGGUGAUGUACCAAACACCAUGGUCAUGAGCGCUGCAGACUUCGUGUUGGAAACUUUGAAAAAUGAAGACAUGAAAGAUUUCGACAAGAAGAAAGAGGUGGAUGAGGUUCUGGGUACAUCACUGACCUCAAAAGAGUUCAACGAGCUCGUGAACUUAGGAAAGAAGAUUACAGACUAUGAUGCGCAAGACGAUGAUGAUGAAGAUGCUGUAGGAGAGGCUCCAACAGCUGGCCCUGGUGCGGAUGGGACAGACACAAAGGCCCAGGACGCUCAAGACGAGGACAUCAAAUUUGACCAAAGGAAUGGUGUCGCAGUCGUCUUUGGUGACGAGGACGACGAAGAUGGACAGACAUUCGAGGUCAGGGAUGGUGAUAGCUCAGAUGAGGAUGCAGAAGAGGACGAAGCUACCGGACAAGAUAUACAGGCUGAUGGCCUCCACGCGGACGAGGAUGGUGAUAUUGUGUUCAAUGUCAAAGCUAGCGACGAUGACACAACGACGAAGCUGGGUAAAGGUCUCAUACCCGCACAUGAGAUCGAUGCGUACUGGCUACAACGUCAGAUCGGUCAAAUAUAUCAGGACGCCCAUGAACAGCAGGAGAAGACUCGAGAAGCACUUCAGAUUAUGUCUGGCGAUGCCGACGAGGAAGAGGGAGAGAAGUCAUUAAGAGAAAUUGAAAAUGAUCUUAUGGAAUUGUUUGACUAUGAGCAUGACGACUUUGUCGGCAAACUCGUUCUGAACAGAGACAGGAUUGUUUGGAUCACACGAUGGCAACGAGCCGCUGGAGAUGGCGAUUCCCGGACGGCAGUUGAACGAGAGAUGGUCGCGGCAGGGCAUCGCGCCAUCUUGAACGAGCUCAGAAGUAGAGACGAACAGGCGGUGGCAAAAAGUACUGCAGCGCCGAAGGGUCUGAAAUUAGACCUCAUGGAUAUCGAUGUUCCAUCACAAGAUACCAAGAUGGACGAUGACCCAGCGCCACAAGUCUCGAUAGACGACCUCCAGCCCCAAAAACUGAUCGAUCUGCAAAAUCUGGUCUUCGAACAGGGUAACCAUCUCAACACGAACCCAAGAAUCACCCUACCUCAAGGCUCAGUGGAGCGCAAACACAAAGGUUACAGCGAGUACAUUGUCCCGCCGCCUAAGCGUAAACGCGAUGCAAAUGAAGUGAGAAACAUCCCGACAUCUGACCUCCCUGAUUGGGCGAGAGUGGGCUUCGGCUCUUCAAAAGAACUCAAUCGCAUCCAGACACGUUGCUAUCCCACGGCUUUCAACGACGACGGAAACAUGCUGAUUUGUGCACCAACUGGGUCCGGCAAAACUAAUGUCGCCAUGCUGACCAUGCUAAGGGAGAUUGGAAAGAAUCGUAACCCUGAAACUGGCGAAAUAGCCUUGGAUAAUUUCAAGAUUGUAUAUAUCGCUCCUCUGAAAGCUCUUGUGCAGGAGCAAGUAGGGAACUUUGGCAAGCGUCUGGAACCUUACGGCAUAAGGGUAUCUGAACUCACUGGAGAUCGGCAAUUGACCAAAGCCCAAAUCGCAGAGACACAGGUCAUUGUAACGACGCCUGAGAAGUGGGACGUCAUCACCCGCAAAGCAACUGACACGAGCUACACCAAUCUGGUCCGCCUCAUAUGUAUCGAUGAAAUCCAUCUUCUCCAUGACGACCGUGGACCCGUGCUCGAAAGUAUCGUUAGCCGUACCAUUCGCCGGAUGGAGCAAACAGGGCACCCAGUUCGCCUCGUCGGUCUCAGUGCUACUCUUCCGAAUUACAAAGAUGUUGCGAACUUUCUCCGAGUCGACCCAAACAAAGGCAUGUUUCAUUUCGACGGUACUUUCAGACCUUGUCCCUUGGGUCAAGAGUUUGUUGGUGUAGCAGACAGAAGUCCGAUCAAGCAGCUGCGGACGAUGAAUGAAGUGUGCUACAACAAGAUUCUAGAUCAGACCGCUCAGAAUUACCAGACUCUCGUCUUUGUUCAUUCACGAAAAGAGACAGCCAAAACAGCCAAGUAUAUUCGUGAUAAGGCCUUGGAAAUGGAGACGAUAGGUCAAAUCAUGCGUACAGACGCGGGGAGCUCGGAGAUACUUAGGUCGGAGUCGGAAUCAGUCCAGAACCCAGAUCUGAAAGACGUCAUGCAAUAUGGUUUCGGUAUCCAUCAUGCUGGAAUGAGCAGAUCCGACCGAAAUAAGGUCGAAGAGCUUUUCGCAGAUGGACAUCUUCAAGUGCUGGUUUGUACAGCGACCCUGGCUUGGGGUGUCAAUUUACCGGCGCAUACAGUCAUCAUCAAGGGGACCACAAUUUAUUCACCCGAGAAAGGAUCAUGGGUGGAGCUUAGCCCGCAAGACGUUCUUCAGAUGCUCGGGCGAGCUGGGCGGCCUCAGUACGACAGCUUCGGUCUUGGUAUCAUUAUCACCACGCAGGGCGAAAUCCAGUACUAUAUCUCGCUCAUGAACCAGCAGCUUCCGAUCGAGUCUCAAUUCAUGAGCAAGCUGGCUGAUAACCUUAACGCUGAGAUCGUUCUAGGCAGUAUUCGCAAUAGAAAAGAAGCUGUGGAAUGGCUAGGCUAUACAUACCUGUUUGUUCGUAUGCUCCGGUCGCCUGGUCUCUAUGGUGUUGGUGCCGACUACGAGAAUGACGACUUCUUGCUCCAAAUCCGAGUCGAUCUUGUUCACUCAGCAGCUACAGUUCUUGAGAAAUGUGGUCUCGUCAAGUACGAGAAAAAGUCCGGAAAGCUGACACCAACUGAACUCGGACGAAUCGCUUCCCACUACUACAUCACUCAUAACUCUAUGCAUACUUAUAACCAACACAUCCAACCAUCCAUCUCGACUAUCGAGCUAUUCCGCGUAUUCGCUCUUAGCGAAGAAUUCAAGUACAUUCCAGUCCGCCAGGAGGAGAAAUUGGAGCUUGCGCAACUUCUUAGCAAAGUGCCAAUUCCGAUCAAAGAGGGUAUAGAAGAACCUCAAGCCAAGAUCAAUGUGCUUUUACAAGCCUAUAUUUCGAGGCUGAAGUUUGAAGGUCUGGCGCUCAUGGCAGAUCUUGUCUAUGUGACUCAGUCCGCUGGUCGUAUUCUUCGAGCGAUCUUCGAAAUCUCGCUAAAGAAAGGCUGGUCUUCCGUCACGAAGCUUACUCUCGACCUUUGUAAAAUGGCUGAAAAGAGGAUGUGGCCGACUAUGUCUCCACUCAGACAAUUCCCAAAUGCACCACGGGACAUUGUUAGCAAAGCCGAACGUCUCGAAGUUCCCUUUAGUGCAUUCUUUGACCUUGACCCACCACGUAUGGGAGAGCUUCUUGGAAUGCCGAGACAUGGAAAGGUUGCCUGUGACCUAAUGGCCAAGUUUCCCAGGUUAUCCAUUACUGCACAAGCCCAGCCGAUGACAAGAUCGAUGUUACGAGUCGACUUGACGCUAACGCCAAACUUUAUUUGGGACAAUGAGGUUCAUGGAGCUGCUGAAGGGUUCUGGAUCCUCGUGGAGGACGUCGACGGCGAGGAGAUUUUAUUCCACGACCAGUUUCUGCUGCGGCGAGAGUUCUCAGGCCCGGAAGAUGAGCACCUAGUGGAAUUCACCGUUCCGGUUACGGAGCCCAUGCAACCACAUAUCUUCAUCACUGUCUUAUCGGAUCGAUGGAUGAAUUCUGAAUCUAAGAUUGCUGUCUCGUUUCAAAAGCUUAUCUUGCCAGGAAAGUUUCCUGCUCCCACGCCCCUCCUGGAUCUACAGCCUCUGACCCUUUCGGCGUUCAAGGACCCAGAGUACCAGUCUCUCUUCGAAGGUUUUAAUAAGUUUAACAAAGUACAAACGCAGACCUUCAAUUCUUUAUUCAAUACAGAUGACAGUGUCUUCAUUGGUGCUGCUACAGGUAUUGGCAAGACUGUAUGUGCGGAGUUCGCGAUCUUGCGGCACUGGUCACGUAAAAGUGAUCGUCGUGCAGUCUAUAUCGCCCCUAAUCAAGAGCAAAUCGACUCGCGUUUCCAGGACUGGAAGAAACGUUUGUCUGGCAUUAAGGGUGGGAAAGAGAUCGUAAAGCUCUCUGGCGACAUGAAUACCGACUUGAAAAUACUCGAAAGAGGGAAUCUCGUCCUUGCCACACCUCUCCAAUGGGACUCUAUCUCAAGGCAAUGGCAGCGCCGAAAGAAUGUGCAAAAUGUCGGACUCUUCAUCGCUGACGAUGUGCACAUGAUUGGAGGCCAUGGAGGCUUCAUCUACGAGAUGAUUGUCUCGCGUAUGCAUGCGAUGUCGUUGCAACUCGAGUCCGAACUCAGAAUCAUCGGCUUAAGCGUCUCCCUCUCAGACGCACGGGAUAUCGGAGAGUGGAUUGGUGCCAGCAAACAUACAAUCUUCAACUUCAGCCCACACGUUCGGGCAGUGCCGUUGGAGCUACACAUACAAAGCUUCACGAUACCACAUUUCCCUUCUUUGAUGCUGGCAAUGGCAAGGCCCGUAUACCAAUCAAUCCUGCAGCUUUCACCGGAUAAGCCAGCUAUCGUCUUCGUUCCGAACCGAAAGCAGGCGCGCAAUAGCUCAUUAGACCUUCUUGCGCAAUGUGUCGCAGACGAUAAUGUGGGAGAUGACCCCUUCUUACAUACAACCAUCGAAGAACUCAAUCCAUUACUUGCUAAGAUUAGUGAGCGAGCAUUGGCCGAGUCGCUAACGCAUGGCAUCGGUUACUACCACGAAGCCUUGAGUUCAUUUGAUAAGAGAGCAGUCGAGCAUCUCUUUAAAAUUGGCGCCAUCCAAGUCAUGGUCGUGUCAAGAGACUCUUGCUGGGAGAUUAAUUCUACUGCUCAUUUGGUGAUCAUCCAAGGCACUCAGUACUACGAAGGCCGUGAGCACCGUUACAUCGACUAUCGCAUCAGCGAUGUGCUCCAGAUGUUUGGUAAGGCCGGAAACCCAGGCAAUGUUAAAGCAGCCAAGGGUGUCCUAAUGGUGCCGGCCGUAAAGCGCGACUACUACAAGAAGUUUUUGAACGAGGCUUUACCAAUCGAGUCGCAUCUCCCUGACAAUCUUCAUGACGCUUUCGUUUCUGAGAUCAGCACAAACAUUAUAUCCUCUACACAAGAUGCGCUCGACUGGGCAACGUACACAUUCUUCUACCGUCGCCUUCUAGCUAAUCCCAGCUUUUAUGGCCUCCAGGAUCCCUCUAGCAACGGGCUGAGUGGUUUCCUUUCUGAUAUCGUGGAGUUGACGCUCAAGCAAUUGGCCGAAGCAAAGAUCAUAGAACACGAUGAAGAUGAAGACACUGUGGCCCCACUCAACGCUGCUAUGAUUGCAGCCUACUACAACAUCUCCUUCGUUACCAUGCAGACCUUUCUCCUUUCCCUCACUAGCCGCACUAAGCUCAAGGGCAUCCUCGAGAUCAUCUCGUCGGCUGUUGAGUUCGAGAACAUCCAGAUCCGUCGCCACGAGGACCGCAUCCUUCGCCGAAUAUACGAUCGCGUUCCAGUCAAGAUGGCAGACGGAGACUUUAAUACACCGCACUUCAAGGCGUUCAUCUUGCUUCAAGCACACUUCUCCCGUAUGCAACUCCCCGUCGACCUCGCCAAGGACCAAGAAGAAAUCCUCAAGAAGGCACUCCCGCUAUUGUCCGCCUGUGUCGAUGUACUCUCUUCCGAAGGUCAUCUGAAUGCCAUGAAUGCCAUGGAAAUGUCGCAGAUGACCGUACAAGCCAUGUGGGACCGCGACUCUCCGCUCAAACAAAUCCCCCAUUUCGAUGAUGAAGUAAUCGACGCCUGCAAAAAGUUUGGCAUAAACGACAUCUUCGAGUUCAUGGAUGCCAUGGAUCCAAGCGAGAACAAGGACUACGAGAAGCUUAUCAAGGCCAUGGGUCUAGACAAGGAGCAGCUGAGCCGCGCAGCCAACUUCACAAACGAGUACUAUCCAAACGUCGAGCUCGAGUUUGAGGUUCUCGAGCCGGAGAGCAUCACAUCGGGCGCACCGUCCCAUCUCGGCAUCAAAGUCACGCGUGAGAUCGAAGAGGACGAGGAACCGAAGACGGAAGUCAGCGCACCCUUCUUCCCCGUGCCGAAGACGGAGAACUGGUGGAUCCUAGUAGGCGAAGAGAAGACGAAGAACCUGCUUGCGGUCAAGAGGAUCACGUUUGGGCGCGAGUACAAGGGGAAGUUGGAGUAUACGGUGCCGACGGCUGGCAAGCAUGAGCUGACGCUGUAUCUCAUGAGCGACUGCUAUGUCGGCAUCGAUCAGGCACCGACGUUUGAGGUCGACGUUGCCGAGGGAGAAGACGAGGACGAGGACGACGAGGAUGAAGACGAGAUGGAGGAAUGAAAACCGCCACAUUUUGGCAUUUCGUGGGGAUAUUUACACGUUGGGGUCGGGUGGUGUGGUGGAUGUAUGAGUAAUAAUUAGUUGACAUGUCGCGGCGCAAGAUAAAAGGGCGCGCUGGCAUGAAAGUAAGAAAUGUUUACAUAGACAAUACACA